AUGUUUGAGAAGCUGGAAGCAGCGUUCAGGAGGGCAGCAAGCUGGCUGGUGCAGGUGGGCUUAGGGGGAAGAGGUGGCUUGCCAAAACGCCAUUUGAAAUACAGCUGGGGUCUUCAUGGUGAUGAUGGUAACCUCUUUCACGGUAGUGGCAUGCAUCAUGCUGGUGACGCAUUCAGUCGGCCCUUUGGGGCUGGUGACACUAUUGGAUGUGGAGUGGACUACCGUAACAAUACCAUUUUCUAUACCCUCAACGGGCAACUACUUGGUGAUGCAUUCUCCUUGCAUAGUGUCCCGUUCAGGAGGAGGAUGAUUCCGAUGGUCGGGUUGGAUACGGAGUGGUAUGUGGAAAUCAAUCUAGGACAGGAAAACUUCAUGUAUCGUGGGUUGCCUACUUCUACUGCAACGACACUAGCUGAGCUUGCUGAUUAUGCGAUUAAUAAGGGGUGGUUCAGCUCGGAUGGCAACGAGAGCGAGAGUUGGUCGGAAGUUAUAGAAAUGCGUGAUGACAUUUUUGAGGAUGAUGUUACUAGUGAUGAUGAUUUAUUAAACGAUUCUGAUUUUGUGGUUGAAGGAAUUGAUGACGAGUUUGACGACAUAGAUGAGUUGGAGUACUUUGAUAUUAAUCCUGAGGAGAAUCUCGUUGAAACUAUGAGGAACCUCUUGUCAUCGAAGAUAGCGAUUCAGAUUACUAUGAUAUUGUGCGCUCUUUUAGAGAGGGAGGGUCUGGGGACUUUUAUGGGUCUCGAGCGCUACCUGCCGAUUCUGAAUGAGGAUCUUUAUGCAACUUUUACGUGUACUAUUGAAUUGUCGAUGAAGCAUUGA
Perkinsus marinus ATCC 50983 is the source of this 822-nucleotide messenger RNA. RefSeq lists its product as hypothetical. Bases 1 to 822 code for a protein of 273 amino acids. Lineage: Eukaryota; Perkinsozoa; Perkinsida; Perkinsidae. The transcript has 5 exons. Gene Ontology annotation, molecular function: protein binding. The record is from RefSeq and is a predicted model, not a curated record.